This is a messenger RNA of Amoebophrya sp. A25, 3382 nucleotides long. Lineage: Eukaryota; Dinophyceae; Syndiniales; Amoebophryaceae. The record is from the annotation of a GenBank genome assembly.
CCGACUCUUUGCGAGCCUGAUCCAGACGAUAGUCGUCGCAAAAAUUCAGGAACAGCUGGCUAAACACGUGAGCGACUUCUCUCAAACGCUUUCUGUAGUCCUUUCGCAUGACCUGGUGCGUCCGUUCGUGGAGACCUUGCGACCUCAAGCAAACGCCCCAGCAGACGAUCAGAUCUCUAAUGACCAAACAUCAACCGUUGAUGCCGUAAUGAUAGGGGAUCUUGAGAAUCGGAAAAGUGCUGCUGGGGCAACAAGCAAUAUCAAAAUAGCAACGCCUUCUGGGGCUGCUUGUCAGGCGGCGUCUUUGUCAGCGUCUGGUAGUACUGUGCGACCUAGCCGAGUAGAUCCUGAUGCCGCAGCGAGAUCAGGUCCGAUAACAACCUACGAUGCGCAGGAUGUGCUUUUGGGUCAGAAAAGCAAGGCUACCUCAACACAGUCUUAUCAGACUGCUAGCAACGGUUCUGAACCGACCACGGGUGCGCCCUUAUCAGUUUCAAUAUCGAGGGACAAUGUAAACGUUGACUCCACCGUUGCAGCAACGCCUAGUUCCUCGUCGUUCGGCUUUUUUGGUUCGUCUUCCGACCGAUCACGAAAUACGGUUUGGAGUUCCGAAGUCGUUCUGACACGCCGCCGAGGUCAGUUUGGAUUGGCUGAGACGCGGCUUGCGCCUUCAAAACUCGAAAAUGACUCAGCAGAAACGUCGAAGACGAGUACGGAGGGACGACCAGAAGCAACGGCAGGAACAGACGAUGCAGACGACGGAAGUCGCGCCACAUUAGCGUCUGCGUUCCGGACUGACUCGCGAGACGGUGACGAGGGUGAAGAGAACGAGGACUCGGAAUUCAGUAUGGUGCAUUGGGAUCUUCCAAGGCGCCUUCGCUUAGAGGAAUACCCACAGAUUGUAGAGAAUCCUGUGUCACCGAAAUACGAUGCUCUCCGAAACAAGACCAGAAAGCCACCUUCUGCCUUGGAUGAAACAGAUCUGGAGAAUGUUGUUGAGGUUGAAGAUGGUCUUCGAGCUAGUAACAGAAAACGGAAUGCGAGUGCCAGCAGUGGAGAAGCCGCACUACAAGAAGAUCAACAAAAUAGCGUAUCUGCUAUGGCCAGAAGUUCCGGCGUGAGUCUUCAGACGGCCUUGCUGUUUGAAGAUGACUAUUUUCAACAAAUCCAAGCGGAUGCGGGAGAAGCGCGAACCGAAAAUGUGGACCGGGACUUGAGCCAAAUAUAUUUUUCAAGUCAUUCGAGGGAGACCCUGGAAGAACCCGACAGUGAAGGUACGGCUGUAGUUGAAGGCACGUCCCCAUCUUCGUGGCGCAGUUGGGCUGCUCUAUUUUCUGGAAGCUUCGUGUCCUCAAGGCCAACGACUUCGCAGCGCUCACGCCGAUUGAGCUUGAGCGCGAUCCCGGCUACUUCCUCUGGUUUAUCGCCUAAGGUAAGACGAGAUGGCGAAGUUGAGGAACGAUCGCCGACGGAGCGGACGGCUAAUCAGCCUCGCGCAGUCUCACCGAGCCUCGCAAUCAAUAGAGAAGGCAUUUCUUAUCGAGGCACCGGAAUUGUCACUGUAGAUGACUUUUUGCUGCCUGGAAGUACAUCACAAAAUGGCCGAGCGAACACGGGAUCAAAGAGCGAACAAGAUCUAUCACAGGUGAGAAGAAAUGAGCAAGACGGAAACAGGAUGCGGUCGCGCGAUAGCGACAACGAUGCAGCGACUAUUCUAGUUUUAGGCAGAAAAAAUGCCGGAACAGUGUCCGACCUUUCCACAGAAGUGGAUCAUGGUUUUUUAGUCCUCGAUAGUGGAAAUUCAACAACAAGACAAGAGCUAGCAGAAAGUGUGGCAACCGCAUGCAUGCGUCGUGCUAUUGCUCUUCGUGUCGCUGCGGCCUCCGCAGCCGACUUCUGUGCUUAUGCAAGAAUACUUCAGGAAAGCGGCUCCUUGUCGACAGUCGAUGUCGAUCAGCCCGGCACGAGAAGAAUAGUAGAAGGUGCGUCUUCGCCAAGGGAAGCAUCCUCCGCCUCUCUUGACAAUGAAGGCAGACCGCAGAACGCUCAAAAGAUGGCUAGCGCCAUUUCACCUUCUAUUUCUUCAUCAUCAUCUUCGUCUCUCGCGCCGCAAACUACUCCUCUCUACGUGUAUGGCUUGCCUGCUGAACGUGCACUCACCACCUUGUGGGAGACUCAGCCUCCUGCCUUGAAAAAACGUAUGCUAGAGGCGAAGUUUCGCGUUCAGGAGAGCUGCAUGUUGAAAGGUCCAUGGACACGCCUUGACGAAGAUCUAGCACGCGAAGUGCUUUCGAUAAUCUCAGAGAUAGCGCGUGAGCGCGAGGGAACAAUCGAUAGUCCGUGGCUGAAACUGCACUGUCUGGACUUUCUAGCGGCGUCCUAUCGACGACAACUGCUGUCGCUCGUUCAGAAAAUGACUGAGCAGAAGCAUAAUCGAGGCGCGAAGGAUACUUUGUCAAAAGAUGCGUUAUCCUCACCUUCACGACGUCGCAUAGACGAGUUGUUUUCCAACCAUCGUAAGUUAUGGGAGCGAUCGCAAAUCUUGUUGGACUACGUUUUUCGGACGAACAGGGACUUCCUACGCGCACAGGGAUGCACUAAUGACAUGCGAACAGAGCUUCUACUGAAGCAGGGAAGGAUAGCGACGCUGCAAGUCAGGUUACAGGCAGAAACGACCGAGGACGAAAUCAUAGAUCCUGCGCUUUUCGACGCGCUACUGGAACUGCUAAUAGGUUUUCUGAGCGCCAGGAGGCAUGUACGGGAUCGCACAGGUGCGAUAACGGCUUACGCGCCUGCUGCUCGUGUAACGACCGCAUCGUGAUUUAAUGCGUAAUAAUGUUCCAGUAAGGACUGGCGUCUUGACGCUGUCAUGCCAUAGAAUCGAUGUCGCCACAUUACGUUGAACCAGAACACACAUAGAUUGUUCUUUUACCAUAUGAUGCUCAUGCCGGUCCAUCGUCGGUAUGAACGUUCACCCAGACUUUUUCACAUUUCUUCAGACAUGAUUUCCAUCUAUUCGACUUUGAAAAUAAAUGCCCUACCAAAUUCAUCAUGCUCGUCGUGCAUUACACGCCCGCGAGCUUUUCCAUUAAAACUUUUCGACAGAUUCAAACAGAAUAUUCCUGAACAAGAGCUGGAUUUCGUGCAAGAACACCAUUAUAAGUUUAGAUGAAAGUAGAUAGCGUCUCACAUGUAAAAAUAAUUAUGAAAUGCCCCACUGGAUCCAAAUGUUUUUAGGCUGAUCACGUAUACACGGUUAAAGGACAAGAUUGGGACUUUGACCGCGCCCAUCUCAGCAGGAAUGCGGAGCUACUCAUUGGGCGGCAUCAUGCAUGCUCUGCGUCUGCGCCUCCCUUUUUCGAUAACUUGGUUUUCUUGUUCA